Messenger RNA from Gongylonema pulchrum, 1005 nucleotides. The record is from the annotation of a GenBank genome assembly. NCBI's taxonomy places the organism in Eukaryota, Metazoa, Nematoda, Chromadorea, Rhabditida, Gongylonematidae.
AUGGAGAAAGAUGCGCAAACUCAGCUCGAUCGGCAGUUCAUGUUCACUUGUCAGCUUGCGGCACCGUUAUACAAUUCAGUAAGUCAAAUACUGAACGAUAAAGCACUAACAGCACAGUCAUCGUCCUCAAUGGAACAGACGUACUUGUGGCCCAAGAUGGUGCCAAACUACAGUUCAUUCAAAAACGAUGAUGAACUGAAAGCUACCAUAAAUGAUUCUCAGGUGAAGCAAGAAUCACGAUUCCUGGAAUCUGGUAGAGCAAUUGAAGACAACUGGGGCAAUUGGCCUAUUUAUCCGAUCACCGACACAUCCAGAUUCUCCACUCCACAUACUGUUGGGCUUAAGAUUUCGGCAAGUUCCGAAGGAAAAAUCGAAAAUUGGCUUUUGGAAAUACUCACAACAACAGAGAAAACAGAUACGGCUUCCACUACUGUAGUUACUAUUGCAACUAAUGCUACUAUGGCUACUCCUAGCACCGCAAAUGGUACUGCAGACUUUAGCACAACUGCUGAAGUAUCCAGAAAAGAUGUGGAUGUUUCACGGAAAGUACUAGAAGAAACCAAAUCCUGGCGUAAUGAAAUAUUUGUUCCCCUGUAUCUGAAAGCGAAAGCACCCGAACAUGCUACAUCAUCGCUACUCGCAACAACAGCAACACUGGGAACAAAAACAGCACUUAUGCAGACAAAUACCAGCAACGAAUGGUCUGUGAAGACGGAGCCUAUGGAAUCAGUCCGGAUUUUUGCAACUCAGUCACCGCAGCCAAAUCGCACAGCUUCUGAUUAUAAUACCGUGUAUAUGGAAAUACAACAUGCAGAUGGGGCUCCGUUCGGUAGUACAGUAAAUCGGCCAGUUCGUAUUGGUGAAAACAUUACACUGGUGGAAACAAUUCUUACGAUAUAUUUGUUCACUCUUGUUAUGCCAGCGAUAGACAGGGCUCAGCAAAAAUUACGCUCAUCGACCGAUUUGGGUUAUCCUUUUGCGCUCAUUGUUUCAUUAACAUUGUAA